Messenger RNA from Somion occarium, 3977 nucleotides. NCBI's taxonomy places the organism in Eukaryota, Fungi, Basidiomycota, Agaricomycetes, Polyporales, Cerrenaceae. The record is from the annotation of a GenBank genome assembly.
AGACAUGUUGAUACCUGCGUGUAAAACGUCUUCUUCCCAAAGUUUCUUGGAUUCUAUGUAUAUAGCUAGGAUCCGCAACAGAAAAGUAAAACGAGAUGAAUGCAAGGAGGAAAGAUCGACAGAGAUCGACUUGUGAGAGACGCCGGCCACUUGUAUGCCUUCGUAGUAAGUAGAGACUUCGACUCGCUACUCACUUUGACGAUCAUCCAGGCUGUACUCAUCUCUCCCUCAUAGUUCUGGUAGACCGUACUGCCAUAAUACGCCUCGACUUUAACACUUGACCAAAGGAUACGGAUGCCCAUGCAAUAGGUGGCAGUAGUCUUCAAGAUGUCGCAGCCGGUAACCACCUCUGAUCAGACUACUGCUGAAUGCAUGAUACCUGUAAACGUCGAAUCCGUCAUAUAACAUCCGUCCAAAUCCGCAACCUCACUCCCUUCCCAGUUCGCGACACUAUCGCUUCCGCACUUGCCCAGCCUUCAGAACAACCUCAGUUCAGCUCACAUGGACGACUCUCUGAUGACCUAGAUGUGACAGUUGGUCGGAAACGUGGCCGACGAAUAUCCUCUACCUCUACCUCCUCUCUACGUAAUGCUAAUUCGGACAAUGAAGGAACACCGAGUGAACCAAGGCGGAGACUUGGGUCUAUUGGCGGGAAGGCCGUGUCUCCGAGAGCACAAUCUUAUAUCUCCACGUCUGUAUCAAUUACAGCCACUAGUUCUGGAAGGAGGAAGAGUGUGUCUAUUGCACCGCCUGUCACCCGACCUCCUCUUCGCCAGCGAACAUCAUCAAGCGCGUCCACCAUUGCUGGCCCAUCUCAGCCUUACUCAGAUACCUCUGAGCCUGUCGCUCCUAUCAUCCUUCCAAGUCUCCUACGGGAUGCUUCUCAACGCGGUCUCGAAGACGUCUUGAAGUCACGAUUGGUUGAGACUUAUAUUACCGUCACUAUUCCUCGUUCACAACCUUCGGACCUUUCAGAUGCGAGUCCGUCGUCAGGCUCUGCCACUUCUUCACGGGCAAGGACUGCCAAUGGUCUUUCAAAAGGACACACACAGACGGCUUCCAUGUCGUCCCCAAGGACGCGCUCCGCCACAAUCGCUCAUGUCAAAUCGACCGUGCACUCCAAGUCGAUGUCAGUUUCGGCAGUACCACCUGGAUCAGACGCGAGACGACUGUCUACUUCUCGGAUGCAGGAGUUGCAUCCCUCAGUUUCGAAACGGACGAUAACUUAUUCCGACACUUGCGGUCCUGACUAUUGUUCCCCUAUCCACAGACCUUCCACGAAUCCGUCAUUUAGCAUUGAUGUACGGAAUGAGUUGGCUAGUUCUGAUGCCGACCUCAGUGGUGGAAGAUUACGAGUGGAAGUGUGGGGUAAACUCCCUAAAGCAUAUCAGGGUGCAGGGAGGAAUAACGGCAAGGGAAAGGCUGUUGACUACCCUGAUGGAGAAUAUGUUAAGGAGUGGAAAGUUUUAGACUCUUGGGCAUUCGACCUGGAUGAACUGACCCCGUUGCCUAUGGACUAUACAUCACAUACAAGUCACCUCCCUGCGAAUACCCUACUUAUGACACUAUCACCUCCGGAUAGAACGUUCUACCUGCCCCGUUCUCGCCUUUCACGAACUCCUUCUCCUUCUAUUGGAUACACUUCGGACCCGGAGGUCGACAUACGGAAGGUCAAAGACAAUGUAGAUGAUUCUCCUGUUGGCCUUGGUAUCACUUUUCCUAAUGAACACCGUGAGGAUGAGACGGACGACACGUUGCCCUCACCAAAUGGGUGGUCGACUACUAGGAAGGCUCGGCGGAGAACAGCGGGAUGGCAAGACCUACUGAAGCUAGUCACUGUUCAGAGUGCAAUUCAGGAUACGAAGGCGUCACUGGAGGCCGUUGUGUGUGAAAUUGACCAACUCGUAACACAUGAUGCCGUCGGAAUUCUCACUCGCGAAGUAUCUCAACGUCGGACCUAUGUAAGAGAGCUCGAGUCCGAGAAAGCUUCUGUUCAGGACGAGUCUCAGAAUCUGAGAAACAAAAUUGACCUCAGACGAGAAGAGCUACGAAUACGAAGGCAGACACUUCUGGAAGCCCAUGCUGCCCUCGCCGAGGCUGUGGACGAGGAACAGGAUAGGGAGUCGGAGAUAUUCGAAGAGAGAGCACAACUUUCUUCCCUGCGCUCCGAGUUACCGCCCCAUCGCAGUUCCUUGAUUUCCACCUUGUCCUUCAUAUACCCCAUUGAACUCAUCUCGCCUCCCGAUCUGCUCUUCGCGAUCCUAGAUACCCCCCUCCCAAUCCCAAUCGCGCCCACCGACCCAGCGCCACCGUUAUCUCUGCCUAAUCAUAAGGAUAUAACCGAGGAUGUCAUUGCUACGGCUUUAGGUUAUGCGGCACAGGCCCUGCAAUUGUUGGCGGCGUAUAUGAAUGUAGGGUUGACAUAUCCCGUUACUUGUAUUGGAAGUAGGAGUUUGAUUCGGGAUGGGAUUUCGGCCAUGGUUGGUCCUCGAAUGUUCCCCCUCUUCUCGAAGGGCGUUGACACAUAUCGGUUUGAGUAUGGUGUAUUCUUGCUGAACAAAGACAUCGAACUGCUGAUGGCGGCAAGAGACCUUCGAGCUCUUGACAUGCGGCACACCUUGCCUAACCUCAAGAACCUUUUGUUGACAAUGAGCGAUGGUGUUCCUCCUCUCAGGCGCACACCUCUGGUAACGACCGACACUGAAAGCAUUCUCCGAUCACCUACGCUAACCGCCACCUCACUCUCAUCGGCCCCGACGAUUGUGGAGACAUCGCCGACGCCACCUACAGAUCAGUCUCAGAAUGACACGGUGGUAACUCCGAAGAUGACCUCAGAAACUUGUACACCAACUACGUCCGCUCCAAGCACUUUGUCGCGGAAAUCCCGAACGUUCCUCGAUCUCGCCCCACUGGCUGGUCUGCUAAGAGGUCGACAUCCAUCGAGCUCAAGAACUCCGUCAUCAAGCGAGCAAGCGCAAUCAUCGGGCAAUGACACUGACAUUGAUGCGGGCUCCAGUCAAAUGCCGGAUAGUCAAAACUCUAAUGGUACGAUCAUCACAAGAACGCAAGACGAUGAGGAUGAUCGAAGGACCAUUCGCGGAGGCGGUGUUGAAGCGAAUGCUAACACGAUGGAGGGCAAAGAAAUUGAAUCCACUUCGAAUCACUCAAAUGGUUCCGCCACCUCUGCCUUGGCGAACGCAGCUGCGGAGAAGGUUGCUUCAGAACAAGUGCAGCCUGUCUUAUCACAGUCGAGUGUCGGCUAAUCCCUCGUCCGAAUAUUAGUCGAAGACCACGAGCGGUUGGUUGUGUCGGUUUGGCCGCCCUCACGAUUACACAGUGGUACCUUCGUAGACAAUACAUACAUCCGCCAAGUUCCAAGGAGUCCCAAACACUUUGCUCAGUGUUGUGGGUCGGAAUAUACUUCCGCAAAGGUACCGAAAAGAUAUACCCUGCGUCGAUAUGACGACGAAUAGUGUUCGAUGCGUUUCACGUCUGGAGAAGGGGGAACAGAAGGUUCGAUGGAAAAACGGUGACCGCCAAAAUGUAGGCCGAGAAGCGAUUACAUAUGUUCGAUUUUGUCGGUUCGUGUGAGGGACAGCAGAUCCUUGCGAAGCCGAGCCUGUCGUUCAUGAUGAGAAGCCUGCGCGGAUGCCGCCGACGUCUUUAUGCGCACGAAGUUGAGAAAAUUGCUCGGCUGGUUUCGCGGGUCCAGAUUGCGUAGACCUCGUUCAGGGCAUAAAGCAAGUUCUGAAGAUGGUUUGGCUUAUGCCGGCAAUAAUAUGCCAACACAAUCCGAGCGCAGAGGCCGCCGUAACCUUCUGAUAAGCAUUGGGGUAGAAGCGAACUUUUAGGUUUUUUUUUAAUUUUAAACCUGCUGUCCAAGCUAGAAAUGUGUGCAAUAGCACUGCUCGCCAACUGUGACGAGAAGGAUGAGCACUUAUGAGCCUGGAAACUCGCAACAAAGCGGCAGCGGUCCG